This is a messenger RNA of Talaromyces rugulosus, 2334 nucleotides long. RefSeq lists its product as uncharacterized. Lineage: Eukaryota; Fungi; Ascomycota; Eurotiomycetes; Eurotiales; Trichocomaceae. The record is from RefSeq and is a predicted model, not a curated record. Bases 1 to 2334 code for a protein of 777 amino acids. Gene Ontology annotation, cellular component: cytoplasm. The transcript is spliced from 5 exons.
AUGGCCAUCUUCAGAGAGCUUCGACGCCGGUCCAAGGCCAGCUUCCGAACAACCCCGUCUGGCGUCUCGAAACCCACCGACGAUAUGACAAGUGGCCAGUCUUCGUCGACGCUGGAGACCGUGUACAGCUCUAGCACACCUCCGUCGUCGAUUAAGCCCACCUUGUCGACCUCUAAUCUCCAGCCCCUCAGCGAAAUCGCCAGCGGAACGGAAACGCCCAUACAGUCACCGCCACCGCAGCGUCCGGUGCCUAUUGUCUCCCAAUCGAACAGAAAUAGCUUCUAUGCUGGAACCACCUCGCCCGCAAGUAGCUCGAUCCGCACUCCCGCUCCAACAUCUCCAUAUGCCCCCCGGAUUAUAUCCGUGUCUGAGAACUCAUGGGUACAUCAAAAAGUUCUCCUGCUUUACGGCCAAAUCGGCGAUCCGCGCCAGCGUCCAGUAGAUGGAACUGUUACAGUCUACCACCACCAGGAAAGCUUUCAUGCCACGACAUGGCCUGUUUCUGAGUCACACUUCAGGGCCCUUGUACAUCUAUCGCCAGGUCCUAAUCGGCUACGCUUUGAAUUCACUUCGUCUAAACAGUCUAUCAGUUCCGCCUCUAGCCAUUCUGCCUGGCAUAAUAUCAAUUGUCUUCCUCUGACCAAUUCUCCACCCCUCGACCUGGUGGUUCUUCUAGCCAAGGAUUCCCCUGGCACUUUCGAUGCCCUCCCUGAUCGUGUCCAACGGGAAGAAAAUGAUUUGGACACGGCAAUACGAAAGUACCGAAUGGCUGCUUAUCUUUGGCAAGCCUUUACCGGAGAACAAAUGUUUCGGCAUACUUUCGGUCGACGCUGCUUCAGAUUUGAAGAGGAGUGGCAAGUAGGGACUCUCAGUAAAUACGAUACCCAAGCAGGAAACAUGAAAAACGAGGCCAAAAUACACGUCGUUCGCACUGACAAAACGGUGGCAGAACUCCGGGAUCUGGAUAUUGCACAACAACAUGGCCCUGCUACCAAGAAGCAGGAACUCUUUCGCAUUGCAAUGGAUGCUGUGACGCAACACUUUCGACCAACCCCGGAUCAGAAACGGUAUGUUUCGGUGUUGCUACUCGAUUCUCAUUGGGACACUCAAUCGAAGGUCAUCACUGGUCAUGCGGCAUUGGGCUCGCAUGGCGACAAUAUCAAACUAGCUAUUUUCGGCUCCCACUGUCUCCAAAGCUAUCCGUCAUGUCUAGAGGAAGUCGUCCCGGCAUUCACCGACUGCACCAGGACCGAUACACAGUAUCUUGCCAAUGAUUGUGGAGAAGCAGGGAGCAACUGGGAAUCUGCCAACAUUGGAAUCGGUGCGCAUUUGCAUGAAGUUGGUCACUUGUUUGGGUGCCCUCACCAGGAAUCCGGUGUCAUGUCUCGCGACUACGUCCGUUUGAACCGGACCUUCACCAGUCGCGAGCCCUUCUCAACUCGAACCAAGUCACAGGGAUUGAAAGUGUGCAAGCCAGACGAUGAGUGUCAAUGGCACCGGCUCGAUGCUCUUCGAUUCAGAUUUCACCCAUGCUUCCGCUUACCGAGCGACUCCCCGUCUCAUCACGAUGAAAGCGUUCAAAUAUGGCCUGUGGAAAAUGGCAAGUUACUCAUCACGGCCUCAUCAGGUGUCGCUUUUAUCGAGAUUUACACGGAUGGCGACGAGCUCUGUCACCACUUCAUCGAGUACAUUCACAGUGAAGCACCGAAUAGUAGCGUCCCUCGCCAGGUGACUAUUACCGAGUCCGAGUUACGACAAUUACUGCCUCCAGAAAAGCAAAAGGCAAAACUUGGCCUCAAAGUCUUCUCGGGUGGUCUUGGAAAGCAGACGAUUGAGGAUGUGAGCAUUUUGAAAUCGAAAAAAUCAUCAAUCAAGCUCCCCAAGAGCCAAAAGGGCUUCAACGGCACUAGGCUAGGCGCAUCGCGAAUGGAUGGCAGUGAACCACAACAGAUCCUUCUAGACAGCGUUUUCACCCAAAGUAAAUUAUUGACCUCGAUCAAAGUCUACCAUGGCACGGCGCUAGACGGUCUAGAAUUCUGCUACGAGGAUGCAACCAGCCAACUCUUUGGUAAACGAGGGGGGAAGCCCGGCGGCGACGAGUUUAUUUUUGACACGCGGCGCGGGGAGAUCUUGCUAGGAUUCUAUGUCAGAGCUGGUCUCUGGAUUGACGGUAUCGAGAUUCUCACCAGUUUUGGAAGGAAAUCGGGUGUAUAUGGAAAUGCAAAGGGGGGCAGUGGACAUACUUUAAUACCCCCGCGAGGGUAUAGCAUUGCUGGACUUUCCGGUUCUUGUGGUUCUUGGAUGGAUGGACUUUCGAUGAUUAUUAUGCACUGA